Aspergillus glaucus CBS 516.65 is the source of this 4386-nucleotide messenger RNA. Its product is annotated as GTPase-activating protein BEM3. Gene Ontology annotation, biological process: signal transduction; regulation of GTPase activity. Bases 1 to 4386 code for a protein of 1461 amino acids. NCBI's taxonomy places the organism in Eukaryota, Fungi, Ascomycota, Eurotiomycetes, Eurotiales, Aspergillaceae. Gene Ontology annotation, cellular component: cytoplasm. The record is from RefSeq and is a predicted model, not a curated record. The transcript is spliced from 2 exons.
AUGUCGCAGGUUCGGCGGCACGGACAAGGGACCGACCACCAUCACCACCAUCACUACCAAUAUCAACCAUACAGUCUCCCAAUCCAGCCUCCUCCGAGUUCUCCUCUUCCUCCUCCUCCCCUUUCUCCUACUACUGCUAGAAAUCCUCAUUCAACCUCUCCGCAUUCUCCUUCUUCUUCGUCUCCGUCUCCGUCCUCUUCUUCAUUCCCUCUUAAUGGGAGUUUAAUCCCUCGCGAUUACUUAGGGUCUCGAUCUGACCAGCAGCAAAUUUCUCGUGCCGCUGCUGCCGUGGUUGCUCCCCGCAGAACGACUCCAUCCCCAUCUCCCUUGCAGACAGGUGCCCAUUCUCAGUUACCCCGUCUAGACGAGUUAGGCGCAUCGCAAAGCCCGUUGUCACCACGGACAUCUGCGGCUACUUCGACAUUUCAAAGCCGCUCUCCGGUCGGCCAUUUAUCUCAUGCCGCGUUCCCGACGCCUCCAUCAAGCGCCGGCCACAACUUUUACAGCAGCCAGAUUGAAACGGCAGACAAGAAACCGUUGAAUGGACAUCACCAACAUGAUAGAGAUAUGACCGAGGAAAAAGUGAACCAGACGACUCCGCGCAAACCCUCGGACACUACGGACUCGAAUCAAUCAACGACCUCCUCCCCCAUAUCUGGUAUUAGUUCGUUGCACUCCAUGGCUGGCGAUCGCUCGGGACAGCGGGUUAUGCCCCGCACGUCGUCAAUCGACUCUGCGAUCUCCUCGCUUUCCUCGGCGUCCCAGUCUCAUAGAUCCACCUUCGACGCCAAUUCAGUGAGCCAGGCGGACAUCGGGAACCUGAUUUCUACCGCCGGAUCAGCCGAAGCUGUCAUUAUACACCUCCUCAAAGAGAAACAUCACGCUGCCUCACAAAACUCGCAGCUUUGGAGAUUGGUCGAUAAGCAACGGACCCUCAUUCUUGGUCUGAACAAAGAUCUUGAGCGAGCAUUGAAGGAGAAAGAAAAGUACAAGACAAAAGCGAAAGAAUUGCAGACGCCAUUGCCGUUGAACAGCAACAAUUACACAAUACAAUCCCGAGGUACUGAAAGGGAUCCUGUAGGUACCCAAGAUCAGGACCGUCAGGCGCAAAAUCAACCGGAACCCUCGAGAAACACAGGGGGUUACAACCAAGGGAACUUCAAUAACCAGAAUGUGUCUACAACGAACGAUUCGCCUGUCGAGUCUCACGGAAAAGAGGACCAAGGUCGCGAAUCCCAAAAAUCGCAAGCACCCAUGUACUCACGGCGCGAACUCUCAGCGGCCAGUCCGAAUUCGUUUGCGAGCUCCAACGAUUCGUCGCUCAGUGAAAAGCCAAUACAAGAGAAAAUUCCGCACCCAAUACGAAAGCCUCCGCCCGCACCGCUAAAACUUGGAAAAAUGGGGGGCACAAUCAAAGAGCAUCCCGAAUCUGACUCGGAAUCGGAAUAUGAGGAUAUUGACGCAGUGGAUGAGAUGGACCGCGGGAGAAGGAAGACGAGGGACGAUGAUGAUAGAGAGCGUGAAGCGGCGCAUGCGAAAGAAGAUGCGCAACCUUCCAAGCUGGCGCAACCUUCAGGCGGCCAGCCCAUGCCAGUCGGCCUUCCGUCAAGCCCACGGCCGAUGGCUACACAAUCACCACCACCAAUUGAACGCUCUGGAUCACUGGCCUCCAUUCUAAGCCCUCGCAUGGCGCAUACGGGGUCUCUAAAAGAACGCUCCUUUUUGUCAUCGGCACCAAAGAGUCCAGGUUUGCCUGUCAGUCCAAGACCAGAGGACCGUCCCAUCGGCGCUCCGUUGCCACGAAUGCCCCGAGAAUUGCCAAACGGUUUGACGCCUGUGUCAAUACCAUCGAGCAAUAACAACCUUUCGGGGUUGGCUCUCUCACCUCGAGCAACCAGAAAUCCAAAUCCAUUUGCUGCACCAGGGAAUUUCAUGCCUUCUGGUACCGCAGCGAACAUCGGUCCGCCUAUACCUUUGAUUGACGCGGCGGUUAAGAUAGACAGUCCCCGAUCACCGGACCCAAGCGCCAAUGGUAUCUAUCAAGGAUUGGUUUCUGAUGAGUACCCUGACCUUCUUUUAUCGCCAAAUGCCCUGCCUUUGAUUGAGGUGAAGGUUGCAUCUUCCAGGCUCCGGCCUUCUAGGAAUAGCUACAUGGCACCGAGGCCAUCUGAAGAAGAGCCAGUUUUUACCUUGAGUAUCUUCUCGCGCUCAGACAGCAUGGAGCUUUGGCGCGUUGAGAAGGUCAUUGCAGCACUGCCCCAGCUGGAUCAGCAAGUCCGGCAACUGUGUUCUUUCGCAGGAAAACUGCCUGACCGGAGCAUAUUUACCGGACACUCACCCGCCAAGAUCGAUGCACGACGGGCAGCUCUAACUUCCUACUUUGAUACUCUCCUUGAUACUCCGAUGGAUGAAAAGGCCGCUUUGGUCAUUUGCCAAUUUCUCACUUCUGAUGCUAUCGAGGCCCGGGACGAUGAGACGAGCUUACUGAAAAGUAGCAAUCAGAUGAAAGCCGAGAUUCUACGUGGUCCAGAUGGGAAGCCCAGGAAAGAAGGAUACCUGACAAAGAGAGGAAAGAAUUUCGGCGGGUGGAAGGCAAGAUACUUCGUCCUGCAUGGCCCUGAACUCAGAUACUUCGAAGCUCCUGGCGGUGCGCAUUUAGGCAUUAUCAAAAUUCCCAAUGCGCAGAUAGGCAAACAAUCGCAGAACACUAGCGCUCAAAGCGUCUCUCCCCCUGACGAUGACUCCGACAAUCAAUACCGCCAUGCCUUCCUUAUUCUGGAGCCAAAAAAGAAAGACUCCUCAGCCCUUGUUCGACACGUUUUGUGCGCUGAAAGCGACGAAGACAGGGAUGCCUGGGUCGAGGCAUUACUGGAAUACGUUGAAGGACCUGCAGCAGAAUACGAGAGCGCCAAUGCUACGAACACGAAGAGUCAGCCUCAAACGCCAACAGCCGAUGCAGGUCCAAAGUCGGCGAAGAUGUUCCCCAAUGGGGAUAAGAAGAACAGCAAAGUAUCUGACGGUCCGGAUUCAGAUGGUCCCGACACAGUGCAAGGGUUCAGCUUCGAUGAUGCUGUUCCUGCCGAACCGCCAGUCCUCGGGUCAAAUUUUGAAAAACCCACACCCAAAUCUCCACUGUUCCCGUCUAGUACAUGGGGCCCCUCGGCGGAUGCAAACCAAACAGCCAACGCUACAUUGGAGAAUGGACAGCUUUCAUCGAAAAUCAUAUCAGGACCGACAAACGGCGCUGUGAUCCAAAAUGCAGGCGCUUGGGGCAACAGAGCUGCCAACGCCACUGCCAUCAAGGAGAAGAAGCGCAGUAUAUGGGGCUUUGGAAAGACGAGAUCGUCGAUGGACAUUGCCUCGCAACUUCAGCAAGCCGAUCGCGAAUCUCCUACAUCACAGACUCAGGGAAAUGCUUUUGUUGACAGGAAGGACUUCGUCAGGCCUGUUUUUGGUAUCCCGUUAGCAGAAGCAGUGCAGUACUGUGCACCGCAAGGGGUUGACGUAGAGUUGCCUGCUGUGGUCUAUCGCUGCAUUGAAUACCUGCAAGCCAAAGGAGCAUCAUCCGAAGAGGGUAUCUUCCGACUAAGCGGUUCCAAUGUUGUCAUUAAAGCAUUGAAGGAGCGGUUCAAUACAGAAGGCGAUAUAGACUUCCUUGCUGGUGAUGAGUACUACGAUGUUCAUGCUGUGGCCUCCCUCUUCAAGCAAUAUCUUCGAGAACUACCGACGACGGUAUUAACCCGCGAGCUUCAUUUGGAGUUCUUGCGUGUGCUUGAACUUGAUGAGCGAGAAAAGAAGAUCGCAGCAUUUAAUUUCCUUGUACAUAGACUCCCGAAACCGAACUUGACUCUCCUACGGGCAUUGUCUCAAUUCUUGAUCGAAAUCGUCAACAAUUCCGCCGUCAACAAAAUGACAGUUCGGAAUGUGGGCAUUGUGUUCGCUCCGACAUUGAACAUUCCGGCGCCUGUUUUCUCAAUGUUCCUCACCGAUUAUGAUAGCAUAUUUGACCAGAGCCCCGAGUUUGGUGGGUCCGCUAUGGAGUCCUCCGUUGAUGAUUCCAAAGCAUCUGAUGUCCUCCGCUCGCCGCGCCGUCAAGUGUUCUCGGAUAUACCUACUCCUUCUUACAAUCAGACAACAUUCCGGCAUGAUCAACUUGAAGAUCCCAGGGGAGCUUAUGAUACUGGCUUGACAUAUGCACAGCCAAGCCAUGAGCACCGCGGCCAUAUAUCCGAGAACUACAACUACAUGCCGGCCUCGAUGAACCAGAUGUUGAAUCCUAACAUGGAAAACGCUCGCUCUGCCAAGGCAAAUAGACGGGAGAGCUCUAUGCUCUUCAUGGAAUUAGGCAACCAGAACCCCUCGAUUCCAACCUCACGCGCUGAUUAA